UAGGUCAUCUGUAAAACGAGACAUGGCUUCUUUCAUUAAUCAUCUUCAUGUAAACAAGAUCGGUGGAGCAUGAUUGUCAUUGAUGCACGGUGGCCAAACCGGACACGAUCAUCAGAAAUCGUAUAUACACUCGGGAAAGAAGUGUCUGGCUUCAGUAACUAAUAAGGAUUCAAAAAGACACGAUGAAAGAAUUGCUGAUGUUAGUGGCUUUAGCGUCCUCGGCAGCUGGAACCUGCCUGCUGAACAAGCGUCUCCGUGGCCAGUGGUGGGUUGAAGAUGCCAGCGGAGAUCGGAUUGAGAAGGAGUCUAUCACAGUUUCCCGCCAUAAUGUAGAAAUCGUGAGAGGAGGCCAGGCGAGGAAGUACUCGUGUUCUGACACCAAUGGUUACCUCGUCCAGCUAAAACCAAUCGGUGGCGAAGGUUACGUCUGUUUGGAGUUCGUGCCAUCAGACACAGGCUCACACGACGAAUACUACUUAAUACGAAGAGGACAUCAUACGACCGGAAGACUAUCCGUCAUACAGCCGACAGGUUUGAGUCAGUGCUCGAGGGCUGGUGAUCUGGGGACUCUGCAUCUCAGACGGACAGAUCCUGGAUGCAUCUUUCCGACUGAACUACGUGGGAGAUGGCCGUUUUCCGGAAACUUUAUCAAGGAUAUUUCUAUAGAAAAGAACACGUUGACCAUAGAAGCAUUUGAUUCCAAUGCGAUGACGUUCGGAUGCGAACGAUUCCAAAUGGAGGGAAACCAUACCUACAUGUUUGCCUUAAGGAAGGAGAAUGUAAGGAGAAACAAAGAUGGCUAUCUGUGUUUCCGGUUCAAAUUCAUACCGAGUGGUAAUAGCAAAGGACAUAUCCUAGCCGGGCAACGCUUCAGUGAUGGGACUCCAAUUAAGCUGAUAAAUCACGGAACACCUAUAUACCUUCACCAGACGUGCGAAUACGUGGACACUGGUAGCCCGGACACGUGGCAUGUGGCAUUUCCCAAUCGUGAAUGAUUGCCAUCACCAGAAAUCAUGUAACUCAUCCAUCAUCAUUGUUUAAUAAAUUGUAUACAUUAUCAAUAAAAUUAUUUCACCAACCAAAAU
Molecule: messenger RNA, 1085 nt
Organism: Pecten maximus
Lineage: Eukaryota; Metazoa; Mollusca; Bivalvia; Pectinida; Pectinidae
Exons: 8
Coding region: 183-995 (270 amino acids)
Source: RefSeq, a predicted model, not a curated record